ACCUAACCUUCCAGUAUUGAAACAAUGAUAUUUUGACAGAUCACUGUUAUUUUUUUUUAAUAUGUUUGUGACAGAAUUCAUAAAAAGUGAAUUUGUUUUUAUUAAUUUUUAUGAAACAUUAACAAUAAACACGUUUUAUGACAAAUAACUAUGAUAAUGGAUGUAAUAAGUGAGCGUCAUGACAGUAAUAGUACCAGUGAUUCUUUAGAUAUUAAUACACGAAGAAAAGUUAAUGAAAUUUGUGAAAUAUCUUCAAAUUGGGAGAUAAAUAAUGGAAAAACAUUUUUUGAUGCCAUUUCUAUCGCUCCUCGUUCCAAAAUUGCCAAAAGACCAAACUUGGAUGAAAUUGUUUCAUUAGACACAUGUCUUGGACUUUGUAAUUUAAAAAAAUUGGAUAAUGAGCCCUGUUUGUUUGAUAUUAAAAUAACAAAUGGUCAGAAAAUAUCCAAUAUAUCUUUAGUUUCGGAAGCACCUGUUUUAGAAUUUUUCAAACAAUCUGGAGAAUAUGCAGCAACUAUUUUUGCCGAAUUUGUUGAUGAGUUUGAAAAUAAUUCGGUUUAUUUGGGAGAAAUGGAUUUUGAUCCACCCACGUCCGAAGCCAGUAUUCAGUUUACAAAAGUGAAGGAUAAAACUUCAUUAAUGUGGCUUUAUGGCGUAAGGCUUACAUUAACGGACCAACUCUCAAAAGAGGAAACUAAAAUGUUUAAUCCUCAAAUAAUAAAUGAUUUUCUUCUAAAUUUUAAUAAAUCUAAGUCAAAAAGCGUUGAAAUGGCAAAUAAAGUAUUUCAAUCUCUCAAUGGCCGAGAAUCGAAUUCAUCAAAUGAAGAUAUUGAUUCUUAUUUAACAAAAUUUAUAGGACUUGGUUUUAUACCACAUAAGCAAAGAAUCGUCACUAAAGAAAAAGAUAAACAAAAAUCCGAAACAAGUUCUUUUGAACGUGUUACUGAUCCAAAUGAAAAUAAUGCCCUCGAUAUUAAAGCUUAUAUAGAUAAAAAAUUUGUAGAUAUGGAGAAAAAAGUAAUGGACAAAAUAGACCAAGUGGAGCAAAAGACUAAUCAAAAAUUAGAUCAAAUUAUCAACAUUUUAGAAAAAAAAAGAUUGAAUUAAUCAUAAUACUUUUAUUUAAUAACGAAAUGAACUGAAAUUUAAUUCAUAAAUGAGAUUAUUAUAAAAUUUCCAAAAGUUUUUAGUCGGAAUUUACGUGAAUGUGUGUUUAUGUAUAAAUAGUUAAAUGAAAAAAAGAACAUUGGAUAUUCAAAUUUAUAUUGGAAAAUGAAAAAAAAUAAAGGUGAUAUUAAUUUAAAAUAAAAAAAAUAAACUUUUUUCAUAAA
Messenger RNA from Leptopilina boulardi, 1331 nucleotides. RefSeq lists its product as uncharacterized. The record is from RefSeq and is a predicted model, not a curated record. The transcript has 3 exons. The coding region runs from base 151 to 1107 and encodes 318 amino acids. NCBI's taxonomy places the organism in Eukaryota, Metazoa, Arthropoda, Insecta, Hymenoptera, Figitidae.